Messenger RNA from Symbiodinium sp. CCMP2456, 2940 nucleotides. Lineage: Eukaryota; Dinophyceae; Suessiales; Symbiodiniaceae. The record is from the annotation of a GenBank genome assembly.
AUGGCCUCCUUGCAGCUUCCGCUCGAGAAGUUCCCGGAGGAAGGCGACCCACCAAGUGAAGCUCAGGACACCGGACGCUCUCCGAGCACUUCUGUCGGAAGCUCACAGCAAAGCUUCCCAGGGCCAGGAGCCGCCGGAGCCGAAGCGACCCGAGCCCAAGUCCCUCUGGGGGCCGAAGCUCCCUGCCUGUUUGAGGCAGAGGCCGCUUGGGUCAGCCAGCUUUGUGACGACAGGCCUUUCCCGGCCAAGUCCACUCUAGAUCCAGUGGAACCCAUUUGCCCGGAGCUGACGCUCUCUCUCGAUUUUCCCCCAGUUGCGCAAACCUUCGAUGACUUCUUGUCGCCGCGACAGUCGGAUGCCCCGGGAAGCGCAGCGCGACCGUUGCAAAGCGCACUUACUCUCGGCGCCGCUGCCCCACCCAGCCAGCCGAACCUCAGCUUCCCACUCCCGGGCAUGUGGACGCAUACAGAAACCCCCAUGCCAGAGCCAGUGAUGCCAGCACCGGAGGCGUGUCAGGAUCAGGCGCUUCCAAUACCAGAGUUCGUGCCCCCUGAGCCCAUGCUGCACAUGCAGGGGAGCGCACCAUACGCGUGCGCUCCAUACAUGGCAGUCCCGCACCAGCCCUCGCACAUGUGGACACCAGCCACCGAGAGCAGCAGAGACCUCCCGUCCCUAGGCUCGGCUUCCCAUGGCACCGGCCUAUGCAAGCCUUGUGCCUUCCAUCACACCAAGGGUUGUCAAUGCGGAGUGAAUUGCACAUUUUGCCACCUUUGCCUUCCGGGAGAGAAGAAGCGUCGACAGAAGGAGAAGCAGGCAGUUGCCCGAGUGCCUUGGCUCAAUUUGCUUGCCCUUACAAGUUUGGAACACAUCCUCGGCUGGCUAAAACCGCAUACGGGCGAUGAGAGUGAGAUGAAUGAUCGCUUCUUCAGGCUCAUGGGCGGCUUUCGCCCAUAUCCACUGGCACGACUUCGGCAGUUUUCGAAGCGUGCGGUUGUUUGUGGUGGCUACAAUCAGUUGAAGCUAUCCAGUACCUACACGCCCGACCGCGGUGAACCCAUCGAGGGCAUCAGCCACCGACAGGGCAGGCAGCAGCUCUCCACCUGUUCCAACGGCAUUCUUCGCGCCGUGCCUUGGCACUGCGACGUAAAAGGCUGCAUCUUGGUCCUUGGGAAGUUGAAUCUGGGCUUGUUUAUCGGGGUCCGCGGGCUUGUUCGGGAGGCUAAAUGGGCUGCAGGAUCAAGAACUUGCAGAAAGUUUGGGGACAAAGAUGUAAAGACGUCAGAAUUCGGAAUUCUGCAAAUCCUCAACGUCACCCAGCGACCCCCAAGGUAUCCGCACACCGUGCCCGCCACGCGCCACAGCUACCCGGAUGAGAGUUCGCCCGGCUCUUCGGAGUCCUUGGUCAGUGUAGCAGGCGACGACAUGCUCGCCACUCGGCCUUUGAAUCCCAGUCGAAUCAGCCCACCCCCUGGCCUGGAGCACCUGGGCUCCCCAGUCCUCUCAGAAGCCGAAGCUCGCCCUUGUCUUGAACCUUUCUUCCUCAGCCCACCGGCUUAUCGGCCACAGGUUGCCGAGCUGCCGAGAACCCCACCACCCCCAACCACGCAGCCACGGCUGUGGCGGGCGGUUCCGCCGCCACCUUCAGCCCCAGCGCCGGAGAUCACGUCACAGGAGGCUUUUGCAACUCCUCCGCCGCGUGAGGAACCUUGCUUGCGCCUUGCACUCUCCAGCUACCUACAUGAGAAGACUGGAGUUCAAGCUGCGCACCAUGAAGACUGCAAGCCCUGCGCAUUCUUCCACACCAAAGGAGAACGAGAGGGCAGCCGAGAAGGCGACUUCCGUGUGCUGGACAGGCAGAGGGCAGACGACGAUGGAACUGUGGAUGCAUCUGGAACAUCAGACAACUAUGCUCAUCUCCCAGCACCCGACUCCUGUCCGUCAAACAUAUUGGCAGAUGAGCAGUAUUUGGCUGGUGGUCAUGUGACACCCUUCGUGGGAAAAGGAAGCCCGAAUUUCCAGAAAGGUCUCAAAGGCCUCAAAGAGUAUUUUGCUGAGUCCAUCCAGGGCGCAUUCCGGGAAACUGGUGCCAAGCCCGAAGCGAUCGACCGGAUUUAUGUUGGAAAUUUUGCAGGUGAGCUCUUCAACAGCCAGGGUCACCUGGGCGCCGCUGUAGCGGCUGCACACCCGGCGCUGCUGCACCGGCCCUCCAUGCGAGUAGAGGCUGCUUGUGCCUCUGGAGGCCUGGCCUGUGCCGAAGCUGUACGCGCGGUUUGCGCGGGGGAUGACAUCGUCCUGGCCGUGGGCGUAGAGGUGCAGACAGAGGCAGAUUCCCGGACUGGUGGUACCUAUCUGGCUCGGGCGGCCGACUUUAAGCGUCAAUCAGGUAUAGACGACUUCACUUUCCCUGCGCUUUUCGCCAGACGGGCCAAAGCUUAUUUGGAGAAGUAUCCUGAGGUGAAGAUGGCUGACCUAGCCACGGUGGGUGUGAAGGCCUACUCCAACGGAAACAAAAAUCCAUUGGCGCACAUGCACACAGUCCAGCUGCCUUUAGAGAAAGCGGUGGCCGGCCCUGAGUUCCUCAAAAAUGAAGAGCUCAAGCCCUUCGUGCGAGCGACGCACUGUUCGCAAGUCUCCGAUGGCGGUGCUGCAGCCAUCUUCGUGUCCGAGGAGGGCCUCCAGAAGUGUGGCCUCAGCAAGCAUCAGGCGGUGGAGAUUGUUGCGACUGACUAUGGUGCAGGAGAUUUGUGGUCCGACCCGGAGGACUUAGCCGUUAUGGACACCACGAGAGCUGUAGUGUCACGGAUGUUGGCCAGCGCUGGCGUGAAGCCUUCGGACUUGGAUGUGGCAGAAGUCCAUGAUUGCUUCGCCAUCGCUGAGAUUCUCAUGUACGAGGCGAUCGGGUUGGCUGCUCCUGGAAAAGGCCGCAAAGAGAGGAAAUGA